Molecule: messenger RNA, 348 nt
Organism: Staurois parvus
Lineage: Eukaryota; Metazoa; Chordata; Amphibia; Anura; Ranidae
Source: the annotation of a GenBank genome assembly
AUGGGGCCCCCAGGCAAUAGGGGAUCAUGGGGCCCCUGUGUCCUUGCCCAAACUCAAAAAAGCCUCCAUAAAUCACAGCUGGAUGUAAACUAAUGCAUAUUCUCCUACCCAUAAAUCAUAGCUGGAUGUAAAUGGACGCAUAUUCAACUACCCAUAGAUGCAGGGGCGGACUGACAACUCAUUCAUGGGGCCCCCGGGCAAUAGGGGAUCAUGGGGCCCGUGGCCUUGCCCACACUCAAGCCACACCCAAAAAAGCCUAUGAAAAAAAAAAGGUAGCAGGGGCAUCUCAUGGGGCCCCCUACUGACCCUUGGCCCUUGGGCAGUGCCCGAGUGGUCAGUCCCCCCUGC